Haemonchus placei is the source of this 759-nucleotide messenger RNA. Lineage: Eukaryota; Metazoa; Nematoda; Chromadorea; Rhabditida; Trichostrongylidae. The record is from the annotation of a GenBank genome assembly.
AUGAAGCCAAAGAGGGAAGCUCAAGACCCAAAGAGACGUCGGCUUCACCUGAACAAUCUGAGGAGAAUUCCCACCGUGAAUUGGAGUCCUCCUUCCAGCAUGUCUUCUCAUCGCUCAAAAUCCGGCGCCACUAAGCCUGCCUAUUCCUAUAUAGCCCUCAUUGCUAUGGCCAUUUUGAACGCCGAGGACAAAAAACUGACGUUAUCACAAAUUUGUGACUUCAUUAUGUCGCGAUUUCAGUAUUACAGAGACAAAUUCCCAGCAUGGCAGAAUUCGAUCCGCCAUAACUUGAGUUUGAACGACUGCUUUGUCAAAAUUCCCCGAGAGCCAGGAAACCCCGGCAAAGGUAACUACUGGUCAUUGGAUCCGAAAGCUCAAGAUAUGUUCGACAAUGGUUCAUUCCUACGGCGUCGAAAAAGGUUCAAGCGGCAACCGGAACCGCAGGAUAUGUCGCCGAUCACCUUCACACCAUUUCUGCCACCAAUCGGACCAAUGGUACCGUCGCGAAUGCCAUUGCCAAUGCCGACGAUCCUUUCACCUCUUCCUCCACCUGCACCACAACUGCCAUCAUCAUUGCCCCGUCAUCCGAUGGCAAUGGUGCCAACGAUGAUGCCAAACAUUCCACCUAGAUUACCGUACUUUUAUCCAGGAAUGUCAUCAAACGUUGACCAUCAGAAGUUAUUGGCUGCCUUAGCCGCCCAGACUCCGUUGACGUCUACGGCAUCUGAAUGUGUACACACCCUGCACAAAGUUGACUGA